Messenger RNA from Parnassius apollo (apollo), 414 nucleotides. The record is from the annotation of a GenBank genome assembly. NCBI's taxonomy places the organism in Eukaryota, Metazoa, Arthropoda, Insecta, Lepidoptera, Papilionidae.
AUGGCUUCGAAUAGACAAGUAGUUAGCGUAGAUCAACCAAAUGCUGAAUCUAUUCUACUCGACUGGCUAAAUGACGAAGAUUGUACCGACGAUGAAUCUCAAUCACUUGAACCAUCUCGAGCUGUGAUACCUGAAGAACUAUUAUCCGACUCUGAAGAUGACUGUAUACCUUCUGAUCACGACUCGGACUCAGAGUGUUCAGUUGACUCAGAUGAUGAAGAUGUGUUGACCUCAGGAUUGGCUGAGCAACUAAAUGACAUGAAUUUGAAAUCACGGCAAUACAACGAAAGACUUCCUCGUCAGCUACGCGAGUUGAUAUCUGACAUCACAAAGGUACCGCUUGUAGAAGAACUACAAGUUUUAGAUGAUAAAUUGCCUAGAAACCAAAAAAAAAUUGUGCCAUAUAUGUCCUAA